Molecule: messenger RNA, 1725 nt
Organism: Naegleria gruberi
Lineage: Eukaryota; Heterolobosea; Eutetramitea; Acrasida; Naegleriidae
Exons: 1
Coding region: 1-1725 (574 amino acids)
Molecular function (GO): heme binding; oxidoreductase activity, acting on paired donors, with incorporation or reduction of molecular oxygen; monooxygenase activity
Source: RefSeq, a predicted model, not a curated record
AUGGACAAAAGAAAGAAAAUGAUUAGAUAUCAGAUCCCUUGCUCUGCAUUGAAGAGAUUAUCAGUUACAAAACAUGCAUGUCUUAGUGGUAAUGUUGUAAGAUUUUACAGUAAUACAGCAGCAAAAUUAGAUGGUCAACUAGAACAACAUGAAGGAGCAUGUCCCUUUGCAGGAAAUCAUUCCAAAGAGAAGAAAGAGGUAAAACCAUAUAGUAGUAUUCCAGGACCUAAAGGAUAUCCAUUAAUUGGUGAUGCUUUGGAAUUCUUCAAACAUUCACAGAAUUCACAAGCUUACUUUGAAAAAUUGGUAAAGGAAUACGGAGAAGUUGUAAAGUUUGAAUUGUUAGGAGCUAACAAUGUCAUUCUAUCAAAUCCAAUCUAUGUGAAAGAGGUUGCCCAACAAGAUGAAGGUAGAUUCUAUGUGAAAGGUUUCAGACAAGUUAAAUUGGAUGAAAAUAUGAUCAUGGCCCCAGUUGAGAUGAAACCAGACGAAAACUGGCAAGAUGUUAGAAGUUUAUUUAACAUUGCCAUGCGUCCUGAUUUGUCAGAAAGCAUUUCUUUACCACAGUUGACUCAAUUGAAUUCUGGUUUUAUGAAUUGUUUGAUUGAACAUUUGAAAAAAACUGAAAACAUUCAGUCAACCAUGAAUCAAAUCCAAGAUGAAGAUUUCAAAAAGUCAAUUGCCAAUUCUCCUGUUUUUCAAAUUGUAAAUCCAACUCAAUUCAUCUCCAGAUAUACCUUUAACGCAGUUUCAAAGGUCUUUUUAGGUGCCAAUUUCUAUGAUAAAUCUCUAAUCUUACCAUUCGAUAGAGAUCUAUUCGUGAAGGAUGCACUGAGAUUUUUAGAUAUUGGUACACGUACAGUUUUUGAUAUUCCAUUCUUCAAGUAUUUACGUAGAAAGGACUAUUUAGAAUUGAAAACACUCUAUGUUUCCAUUAUAGAGAGAUGUAAAAUGUGUAUUAAUUUAUUUACUGAAUCUAAUCCUUCUGGAAUGCCUCGAUUGAAAGAAUUGAUUGAAGAAAAGGCGAAGGAAUAUGAACGUGGUAAUGAGAUGGCAACCAUCACACUCAGUUCCUUCCUUUUAGCUGGUGUCGAUAUCACAGCCAGAGUUAUGGCCAUUACCAUGUAUAGAAUAGCUCACGAAACUAAAUAUCAGGAGAAACUCUAUGAGGAAUUAGUCAAAGUUUUCGGAGAGCCAUCAAUUGAUGAAAUUACGAAUGGAAAUCUGCUUAUCACAGCAGAGCAAUUCAAGAAGCUUAAAUUUUGUAGAAACUUUAUUGAUGAAUCAAUGAGAUUGAAUCACGUCAUAGACACUUCAAGUUUGAGAGUUUUAAGUAAGGAUUUGGAGAUUGCUGGAUAUAAGAUUCCUAAAGGUUCAUUCGUGCACUUUUUUGAGAGUCCAAAGUAUUCUGAAAAGUUUAUUCCACAUUCGAUGGAGUUUAUUCCAGAAAGAUAUGAAAAGAGUCAUGAAUGUCGCCCAAUCAAUAACUAUGUACACAAUCCAUUUGGUUUGGGAGCUAGAAAAUGUCCUGGAUCUAGAGUGGCCACUACUGAAAUUCUAUUUUCAUUGAUUAAUAUUGUUAGACAUUUCAGAUUAGUUCACGAAAAUCCAAAUGAAUUUCCAAAGAUGGAAACUGAUCAAUCCAUGUUCUAUAUUGAUAUGAAUAAGAAUCCAGUCUAUUUCAUCCCAAGAGAUCAUGUUAAACCACUCUUAUCAAAUCAAUAA